GUGCGCAGAGGGGGCGGGCGCCCGCAGCUCAGAGUCGCGGAGCUGGCCGAGCCGCGGCGCUGCUGGGGGGACAUGAUCCGAAACGGGCACGGGGCGUUGGGCGGCGCGGAGCGGCCGGUCACAGGGGGCAGGCGUGACGUGCGGGUGUGGUGCGACGGCUGCUAUGACAUGGUGCAUUAUGGUCACUCGAACCAGCUGCGCCAGGCACGGGCCAUGGGCGACUACCUCAUCGUGGGCGUGCACACCGAUGAGGAGAUCUCCAAGCACAAGGGGCCCCCAGUAUUCACGCAGGAGGAGAGGUACAAGAUGGUGCAAGCCAUCAAGUGGGUGGACGAGGUGGUGCCAGCGGCUCCCUAUGUCACCACGCUGGAGACACUGGACAAGUACAACUGCGACUUCUGUGUCCAUGGCAAUGACAUCACGCUGACCGUAGACGGCCGGGACACCUAUGAGGAAGUGAAGCAGGCUGGGAGGUAUAGAGAGUGCAAACGCACCCAGGGUGUGUCCACCACGGACCUCGUUGGCCGCAUGCUGCUGGUGACCAAGGCCCAUCACCGCGGCCAAGAGAUGUCCUCAGAGUACCGGGAGUACGCAGACAGCUUUGGCAAGUGCCCGGGGGGGCGGAACCCCUGGACGGGGGUGUCCCAGUUUCUGCAGACUUCCCAGAAGAUCAUCCAGUUUGCUUCUGGGAAGGAGCCCCAGCCGGGCGACACCAUCAUCUACGUGGCCGGCGCCUUUGACCUGUUCCACAUCGGGCACGUGGAUUUCCUGGAAAAGGUGCACGGCCUGACAGAGAGGCCCUACGUCAUCGCUGGCUUACACUUUGACCAGGAGGUCAAUCACUACAAGGGAAAGAACUACCCCAUCAUGAACCUGCACGAGCGAACCCUGAGCGUGCUGGCCUGCCGGUACGUGUCGGAAGUGGUGAUUGGGGCCCCAUACUCGGUCACAGCAGAGCUCCUGGACCACUUCAAGGUGGACCUGGUGUGUCACGGGAAGACGGAAAUCGUGCCUGACAAGGACGGCUCUGACCCGUACCAGGAGCCCAAGAGAAGGGGCAUCUUCUGUCAGAUCGACAGCAGGAACGACCUCACCACGGACCUCAUCGUGCAGCGUAUCAUCAAGAACAGGCUGGAGUACGAGGCCCGGAACCAGAAGAAAGAGGCCAAGGAGCUGGCCUUCCUGGAGGCCAUGAGGCAGCAGGAGUCGCAGCCCCAGGGGGAAAGCGACUAUGACUUCUGACUUCCAACGGAGGGGGCCAAUCAGCGGGAGACCUGGAGUGCUGCCCUCCCUGCUCUGUUUCCCACGUGUGGGUCCAGAGUUCGGCUCACAUAGUUUUGGACAGAGCUGCGGCGUCCCCCCUCUAAUCGGCCUGGUCUUGGAAGGACUGGCGUGGAGUACCCCGUCUCCUACCCCCUGCCCACAAGGCACCCGGCUUGCAGCCCUCACGCCCUUCCCGCCAAGCUGCACAGGAGUCCUGCACUGGAGCAGCCCAGCGGGCAGGGCGAGCAGAGGGCAUCUCCGAGCAAGGGGUGCUGCAAUGUGUGCCAGGGAAGGCCCCGCUUCCAUCCUGGCCCCAUUGCUGCUCCCUCAUUCUGCCUCCUGGACGGCUCCUCCAGACCAGGACACCCCCUGCCGCCUGGCACUGAGUGGCACUUCCUGCCCGUCCAGCUCGGUGGGAGCCCACUUCAGGGAAACUGACUCAAAGGCCACUGCAUUUCCUCCUCGGUGCAGACCAGGCUGCCUCCUGCACAGGCACCCUCUGCCCCACGGUGUGUCCCUGGUGCCCCAGGGCCUGGCUCCAGGACCCUGCGCCCCCGUGCCCAGGCCAGCCUCCUGCUCUACCCACACAGUCUUCUUGAUUUUGUGUGUAACUGGCUGGUGUACAACCAAAUAAACCUGGUGGGAGGCA
Molecule: messenger RNA, 1912 nt
Organism: Hipposideros armiger (great roundleaf bat)
Lineage: Eukaryota; Metazoa; Chordata; Mammalia; Chiroptera; Hipposideridae
Gene: PCYT2
Product: phosphate cytidylyltransferase 2, ethanolamine
Exons: 13
Coding region: 73-1242 (389 amino acids)
Biological process (GO): phosphatidylethanolamine biosynthetic process
Cellular component (GO): cytoplasm
Molecular function (GO): ethanolamine-phosphate cytidylyltransferase activity
Source: RefSeq, a predicted model, not a curated record